UCCCGCUCAAGAAUUUGAGGCUAAAAUGCUUUUGAGACAGCAACCAAUGAACGAUGUGAUAGACCGAGGAGAUUCGGUUGUUCAGGAGUUCUACCGAGGAGCCACGGUGUUCGUGACAGGCGGCUCCGGCUUCCUCGGCAAGCAGCUCGUAGAGAAACUCUUCAGGGCAUGUAAAUUGAAGAAAAUGUUUCUUCUGCUGAGACCAAAAAAAGGGAAAUCGAUGCAAGAGAGAUUGGAGUACAUGCUACAAGAUUCAGCAUUUGACGUGGUGCGCGGAAAACGUCCUCGUUUCGCAGACAAGAUUGUACCAGUCAGUGGGGAUGUGGCUGAUGUACGGCUUGGCCUUAGUGAUGCGGAUUGGGCCACUAUCACAGCGGAGGUGGAUAUUGUGAUUCACAUGGCAGCUACCAUACGGUUUGACGAGCCUCUCAAUGUUGCCACGCUGACUAACGUGCGUGGCACCAGGGAGACCUUGGAACUAGCCAAGAAUUGCAAGAAACUAAGGAACUACGUCUAUGUGUCAACAGCAUACAGCCAAGCUACUGAGGAGAGGAUAGGCAAAGAUGUGCUGGAGCAGUUCUACCCGUGUCCCGUGGCUCCGAACGUCAUGAUAGCCAUGGCUGAGCGGAUGGAUGUAGCCAGGCUGAAUGGCAUUACUCCAGAGUUGACCAAAGGAUGGCCGAACACAUAUGCCUUCACGAAAGCCAUUGCUGAGGAGAUGGUAAGGAUCUAUGCUGCCGACCUCCCCGUCUGCGUUGUCAGACCGCCUAUAGUUGUGGGCGGUUACCGAGAGCCGAUGCCAGGCUGGUUAGACAUGAGCAGUGUCAUGGGACCUAGUGGAGUAAGGGUUCUUAUCUUGGCUUCAUGA
Messenger RNA from Helicoverpa armigera (cotton bollworm), 868 nucleotides. Its product is annotated as fatty acyl-CoA reductase wat. NCBI's taxonomy places the organism in Eukaryota, Metazoa, Arthropoda, Insecta, Lepidoptera, Noctuidae. Gene Ontology annotation, molecular function: alcohol-forming very long-chain fatty acyl-CoA reductase (NADP+) activity. The transcript has 6 exons. Gene Ontology annotation, biological process: long-chain fatty-acyl-CoA metabolic process. Gene Ontology annotation, cellular component: peroxisome. Bases 26 to 868 code for a protein of 280 amino acids. The record is from RefSeq and is a predicted model, not a curated record.